AUGGCUACUGGUCAAACCACAAUAGACGUUGGCGCAACGCCACAGGCCCCUCACACCACCGGCCAGAAACAACACGGCAAGCGGCCAUUCCAGGGGAACCAUCACCGCAAGGGGGCGAAGCACAGGAGGAAGCAGCAGAAGGCCGUCCAGGAGGGAUCGCACGAGGAAGUGCUUCUGGCAGAUGUGCAGGCGUUGUUGGCUUCCCAGAAAAUAUCUGAUGGGGUUGAGAAUGGGACCGAGAAUGGUGACGCCGCCGAGGAGGUGCCUUUGCCGGCGCAGGGCAGCGAGAUCGAAGUUGAGGUUGUUGAGCUGUCGUCAACAGGGGAAGGGCUAGCAAAGCAAAAGGGGUCAGAUCACAUCUACGCCGUGUCGUUCUCUGUUCCCGGAGACACGGUAAAGGUCAAGGUGUACCGCCACAAUCACGACGAAGGGUACUCAGCCGCCGACUUCAUCUCGGUCGUCAAGCCGUCCGCUCUGCGUGACGACAGCCGGAUCAAGUGCCAAUAUUUUGCCACGUGCUCCGGGUGUCAGUUCCAGAUGCUCGAUUAUGAUGAACAGCUCAAGAUCAAGAAGAACAUCGUCGUCAAAGCGUACCGGAACUUCUCCCAACUGUCGCCCGAGCUAAUCCCAGAGGUGCUCGACACCAUUGGCAGCCCGCUACAGUACGGCUACCGCACCAAGUUGACGCCUCACUUUGACGGCCCCCCAGGUAACUCCAGGCGAGGGCCCAAGAAAAGCCACGAGUCAAUGCCGCCCAUCGGCUUUACACCGAAGGCCACGCGCAAGGUGCUGGACAUCGAGGACUGCCCCAUCGCCACCGAGGCUGUGCGCAAGGGCAUCACAGACGAGCGCGCCCGCAUGGCCGUCGAGUAUGGCAACUACACCAAGGGCGCAACCAUCCUCCUCCGCGAGAGCACCAAGCGUGUGCCCAAGGCCUCCCCCACAGACACCAUCGAGGUGCCGGAAGGGACGCCUGCCACCGCGCUGCGCGUCGAAAGCGACACGCACACCGACUUCAAGACGUGCAUCACGGACCAAAACGCCACCUCAACCGAGUACAUCGACGACUUCGUCUUCACCAACCCCGCGGGCUCCUUCUUCCAAAACAACAACUCCAUCCUGCCACCCUUCACAGCCUACAUCCGCGAGCAUAUCCUCCCCCCCACCACCACCACCACCACAAAACCCAUCAAAUACCUCAUCGAUGCCUACUCCGGCUCCGGGCUCUUCACCAUCACGCAAUCCGCCCUCUUCCCCGGCGGCAGCAUCGGGAUCGACAUCGCGGACAAGUCCAUCACCUACGCGCGGCGCAACGCGUCGCUCAACGGGCUCGCCGAGACGCAGUGCCGGUUCAUCGCGGCCGACGCACCCCAGCUCUUCCAGAGCGUGAGCGCGUACGACCCGGACGAGACGGUGGUGGUGCUGGACCCGCCGCGCAAGGGCUGCGACGCCAGCUUCCUGCGCCAGCUGCUGCGGUUCGCGCCGCGGCGGGUGGUGUAUGUGAGCUGUAAUGUGCAUACGCAGGCGCGGGAUGUGGGGGUGUUGGUGAGGGGCGCGGUGGAGGGGGAUAAGGAGGCCGGUGAGGGGGGGGCGAGGUACGAGAUUGAGAGUAUUCAGGAGUUUGAUUUCUUCCCGCAGACGGGGCAUGUUGAGGGCGUGGCUGUUUUGAAUAGGGUUGAUGCGUAG
This is a messenger RNA of Chaetomium globosum CBS 148.51, 1686 nucleotides long. RefSeq lists its product as uncharacterized. Gene Ontology annotation, biological process: tRNA processing. Gene Ontology annotation, molecular function: tRNA (uracil(54)-C5)-methyltransferase activity, S-adenosyl methionine-dependent. Lineage: Eukaryota; Fungi; Ascomycota; Sordariomycetes; Sordariales; Chaetomiaceae. The record is from RefSeq and is a predicted model, not a curated record. The transcript has a single exon. Bases 1 to 1686 code for a protein of 561 amino acids.